Messenger RNA from Epithele typhae, 2706 nucleotides. RefSeq lists its product as uncharacterized. The record is from RefSeq and is a predicted model, not a curated record. Lineage: Eukaryota; Fungi; Basidiomycota; Agaricomycetes; Polyporales; Epitheliaceae. The transcript has 10 exons. Bases 1 to 2706 code for a protein of 901 amino acids.
AUGUGGGGACUCUCUCUUGUCACCACCGCCGCCGGCCCCGCGGCUGCGUUCAAGCGCCUGAGCUCUAUCGAGGCGAUUCAGUUCAUCCUCGCGGACAUUCCGUUGUACACGGUGGGAAUCCUGGCCUUUGGUUCGUUAACUUUCUUCUUCCUCAUGAAGCGCGUCGAUCGAUGGGUGUUUUGCAUCCACGUCGCCAUCCUCCUCGCAUUUCUCGCUGGCGUCCUCGACCUCGCCCAAAUCCUCCUUCGGGUUCCGCCCGCUUAUGGUAUCAUCACUGCUCGGGAGAUCUUCUACGCGAUGUCAAACAGCCUGCGUUUCCUCUUCUACUGGGGCUUUGUCGCCAUGAUUCCUCUGGGGGAGACGAUUCCAGAAGGAAACAUUGCACACAGCGGGAGUUGGCGUCGAUGGGGCACACUGGGUAUCUUCCUCAAGUGGAUUACUGUCUUCGUGCAGGUUGUCAUGUUCGUCCUUCAACUCCUCUACCGCAACAUCACUUCCCUCGGCCAAAUCGGCCCUGUCUACGAGACCGAGGCCACGCUGGAAAUCAUCCUCUCCGCAUUCUUCAUCCUCAAGCUCUUGAUGAACACACUCAGCGUCAUGCCUACUCGUGCUACAAGACAGUCAAAGGGCAAGAUGUUGGUCCAGUACUCGCCCAUCAUCGUCACCCUCCUCUUCAGCUUGUGGAUUGCUGUCGGUAAUGCCAUUCUAUUCGAGUUCACUGAGACUGUCCUGGGACGCUUUAUGCGCGCGAUCGAAUUCUACAUCGACGUCGUCUAUGUCAUGACCGUCUCUUUCAUCCACCUCCGUCACCUGUCCUUCUUCCCUGUCUAUAGGCCCAACCGGAAGCGGUCGGAAGGCAGCCUGGCUGGCAGCUUCACGUCUUUCGAGAAGCCCGGAGCGUUUGUUGAGGCCAUGCCCACACCAAACGACACCAAGGUCCAGGCAAAACUCAUGUACGUCCUGGAGGAUCGCUACUAUAACGGGCAGAAUCUCCCGCAGACAAUGGACAGCACCAAGGCCCCGAUGAUGGUGGAAGGUGUCAUCCCGCACCAAUCCAUGGCCGGUCGUUUGUCGACCUGGCUUGGCCGCCCACGACCGGGUCAGAACGAUUCCCGCCCCUGGGACGUCGAUGCAGAGCGCGGACCCUCACCGAGGCUUCCUACGAUCUCGACUCCAUGGACUGAGAGAGCUCGCCCUGAGUCUCCGCUCAUCGUCUCCUUCCCUAUACCUCGGCUGGAUGAAGACGAGCAGCGUGCCCCGAGCGGCCCUUUGCCUCCCGGGGAGGUCGCUUCUGUCAUGGGCCUGGCUCCCUCGUCUACCGGUGCGAACACGCGUAUCCCAUCCCGCGAGUGGCAGGACAUCGAAUUCUCCAAUGCUGUCCGGAACUCGGGUGUCAACGAAGAAGUAAUGGCCAGCGCACUGAAGGAGCGGUUCUACGUCCCUCCUCAAGAAGCCGCCUUAGAAUCGCCCUUCGAAACAAACAUCGAAGUCCUAUCUCCCCAAAGCGAGGAAGGUACGCGUCCCAACAGCAUUGCCAGCGUGCAGUACGCCGCCGCAUCAACGCCCAUGUCUCCACCCUCGAAGUCCGCCGCGCUUUCGCUCUACCCGGCUUCCCCGCUCGCUUCCGCUGCCGCCUCGCCGAUCCCACGAAGCCGGCCAUUGCCUCCCAUGCCUGUACCCAACCGGCCAACCUCCUCGGCGUCUGCUCUGCUCUCCCCGACGUCCCCGAUGCCCCCUGACUCCGCGCGCUCGUCCAACAUCUCGAUCCUGCUCCGUCGCCAGAACGAACUCGACGAGUCAAUCGCUGCACUCCGCUGCUCCGAUGCAGCCCCUUUCGAUACCGCAAGCGCAGUCAGACUACUCGGUGCGGGACAGCUUGAUGCUAGCCUACACCACGCCGCUACAGAGCCCGGAGCUGCCGUUGACGACCCACGCACAGUCAUCGACACCGCGGCGCAGAGCGAGUUCUAUUUCGACAGCCAGCCGCCGCUGAACCGGUCGAGCAUUGAUUCCGGCGUGUGGCCGCCCCCGACACCGCCGCCGCAGACGAAGGAGCUCGCCGUCACGUUCCUUGACUCGCCGCCGAACGCACUUGCGCCCCCGCGCCAGCCCGAGUCACGGUUCUCGGACGCAUCGAGCCUUGGCGAUCGGAAGCCCCGCAAGGCCGUUGACUCGGCAGGAACUCAGUAUGACAUCACCUCCUUCGUUGGCAAUCUCACGUCCCCAGUGAAUCCGAAGUACAGCGUGAUGUCCGAGUUCUCCUCCGAGGAGAGCUUCGCGAACGUCGUCACCGCGCGGCCCGCGCAGUACGUGCGCCCGACCCUCGUCGCCCACGAACGCAGGGAGUCGGACCCCGCCGACAUUGCCAACCUCGCGCUCGUCUCGCAGUUCCCCGCGCCGCCUCUACCCGCGCCGACCGCGGCUCGCCCGCUCCCGACAAUCGCCGAGCCCGCCCGGCCAACCAUCCAAACCCAAUUGCCGCCCCAGUCCCAAUCGCCCGCUCAGUCCCCCGCAAGAACGCAGCUGCCGUCGCCGCCGCAACCGCGUUUCAAGCGUGCUGUUGGACUCCCGGCGCACCCGCGCUUGAGCCGCGCGAGCACGGCGUCGGAGGAGGUCCCGGAGAGGACACCCCAAGGCGACACCUCGUCCCUGUACACCUCGCAGGGGUCUGGCACCCCUAACACGGUCACGGGGAGGGCAUGGUGA